Molecule: messenger RNA, 156 nt
Organism: Cladocopium goreaui
Lineage: Eukaryota; Dinophyceae; Suessiales; Symbiodiniaceae
Source: the annotation of a GenBank genome assembly
AUGUCAGAGAUUAAAAAGCGCUUGCAGACAUUUUACAAGGACAUUACCACCAGGGAGGUGAAGUUCCUGCUGAACAACCAGCCGGAGAUCACUUUCGAUGAACUCUUUGCCUUGUUGAAGGACAACCAGCUGACGAUUCAAAGAUGCACAGGGUGA